CCUCCCAUAAGCCCCGCCCCAGAGUCCUGCUCGGGGUCCUCCGUUCGCGGCGCUAGGCGACCUUGAGCUUACCCGCGCCACUGCUGGCCUUGGGGCACUGUGUUUGUCGGCGGAGUAGGCGGCCAUGGGGAGCCUCCGCGGCCUGCGCCUGGCCGCUGGAAGUUAUUUUAGGUUCUGUGAAAGAGAUGCUUUCUCAUCUUUAAGGCUUACCAGAAACUCUGAUUUGAAGAGAAUAAAUGGAUUUUGCAACAAACCCCAGGAAAGUCCAAAGCCUCCAACCCACACUUAUGGCCACAGAGUGCCAUUGCAUAAGCCUACGGAUUGGGAGAAGAAGAUCCUAAUAUGGUCAGGUCGCUUCAAAAAGGAAGAUGAAAUCCCAGAGACUGUCUCGUUUGAGAUGCUCGAUGCUGCAAAGAACAAGGUCCGGGUGAAGAUCAGCUAUGUAAUGAUUGCCUUGACAGUGGCAGGAUGCGUCUUGAUGGUUAUUGAGGGCAAGAAGGCUGCCAAAAGCAGGCAUUUUUAUCUCCCUGGUUUGCAGUAUCCCACUGAUAAGGAAAGCCAGAAAGAAAGUGAAGAAACCCUUCACUAGGA
This is a messenger RNA of Balaenoptera acutorostrata (minke whale), 591 nucleotides long. It is a transcript of the gene FAM162A, whose product is annotated as family with sequence similarity 162 member A. The transcript is spliced from 5 exons. NCBI's taxonomy places the organism in Eukaryota, Metazoa, Chordata, Mammalia, Artiodactyla, Balaenopteridae. Gene Ontology annotation, biological process: positive regulation of release of cytochrome c from mitochondria; cellular response to hypoxia; neuron apoptotic process. The coding region runs from base 125 to 589 and encodes 154 amino acids. Gene Ontology annotation, cellular component: mitochondrion. The record is from RefSeq and is a predicted model, not a curated record.